Messenger RNA from Cherax quadricarinatus, 3049 nucleotides. RefSeq names its product Methylcrotonoyl-CoA carboxylase 1 (gene Mccc1). Gene Ontology annotation, molecular function: metal ion binding; methylcrotonoyl-CoA carboxylase activity; ATP binding. Gene Ontology annotation, cellular component: mitochondrion. NCBI's taxonomy places the organism in Eukaryota, Metazoa, Arthropoda, Malacostraca, Decapoda, Parastacidae. The record is from RefSeq and is a predicted model, not a curated record.
CAUAUUAUAUAUUACAUGUGUAAGGAAGGCUGGAUACAGUGAAGCUGUCAGUGGACCUUAUAAACCCAACAACACGACCAGCCGGUCUAGCGUGUUUAUUAUUGUUAAUAAUGUUGGUAAUAAUGAGAGGCUGCAACACCAGAUUAUUGCUUCAGGGCUGGCAGACACUUAGAUCAGGGAGCACUCGCCUCCAGCAUACUUCUGUAACUUAUCGUCCCAUCACCAAGCUGGUCAUAGCUAAUCGUGGUGAAAUUGCAUGUCGUGUGCAGCGCACUGCUGCUAGAAUGGGCGUGCGAACCGUAGCUGUCUAUUCAGAGCCAGACAAAAACUCCAUGCAUGUUGCUUUGGCAGAUGAAGCUUAUCACAUUGGGGGUGCAGCCUCCCAGGAAUCCUACCUCAGGGGAGAUAGAAUUCUCGAUGUCGUCAGGAGGAGCGGUGCUCAGGCCGUGCACCCUGGCUAUGGCUUCCUCUCCGAGAAUGUUGAAUUUGCAGAGCAGUGUGCAAAGGAAGGCGUAAUUUUUGUCGGCCCACCUGCCACUGCAAUCAGGGACAUGGGAAUCAAGAGUACAUCUAAAAAGAUCAUGUCAGCAGCAUCUGUACCAGUCAUUGGUGGGUACCACGGUGAGGACCAAAGUGACAAGCGACUGUACCAAGAAGCUGAAAAAAUUGGUUUCCCAGUCAUGAUAAAAGCUGUACGAGGAGGUGGUGGCAAGGGUAUGCGUAUUGCCAUGAAAAGGGAAGAAUUUGAAGCACAGCUUGAAUCAGCGAGACGUGAGGCAACUAAAUCUUUUGGUGAUGAUGUCAUGCUCAUUGAAAAGUUUGUGCAGCGACCAAGACACGUAGAAGUUCAGAUUUUUGGCGAUCAUCAUGGUAACUACGUCUAUCUGUUUGAAAGGGAUUGUUCAGUUCAGCGUCGCCAUCAGAAAAUUAUUGAAGAAGCCCCAGCUCCUGGCUUGACGUGGGAAGUUCGCCGAUCACUCGGAGAGGCUGCCGUGCGUGCAGCCCAUGCUGUAGGGUACGUGGGCGCUGGCACUGUGGAGUUUAUCCUGGACUCCUCGCACAACUUCUAUUUCAUGGAGAUGAAUACCCGUCUUCAGGUGGAGCAUCCCGUCUCUGAGAUGAUUACCAGCACUGACCUUGUGGAGUGGCAGCUCAGAGUUGCAGCUGGGGAACCCUUGCCUCAACUACAGGAUGAGAUCAAACUCUCAGGACAUAGCUUUGAAGCCAGGAUAUAUGCUGAGGAUCCUAAAGGUGGCUUCCUACCAGGAGCCGGACCACUAACUCACCUGUCCACACCUCCGCCCAGCAACUGUGUGCGGAUAGAAACUGGUGUGAGGCAGGGGGAUGAAGUGUCUGUCCAUUAUGACCCAAUGAUAGCUAAGCUGGUGGUCUGGGGACAUGACAGGAUGCAUGCACUCAACACUCUUACUGCUUGCCUUACUGACUACAAUAUAGUGGGGCUGAACACCAAUGUUAACUUUCUGCUGAGCUUAGCCUCUCAUCCAAGCUUCGUAGCAGGUGACGUUAGCACAGACUUCAUCCCUGACCAUUAUAAUGACUUGUUCCCAGACAAGAAACCCUCUCACCAUCUAUUUUGCCAAAGUGCAUUGGCUCUGAUACUGGAGGAGGAGCAGGAAGGAGUGCGUGCUGUAGCUGCCACUCAAGAUCCUACCUCUCCUUUCUGCCCUGGAGCAAUACCAAGGAUCAACCACGUUCUCUCUCGCUCCAUAAAUGUCACAUGUGAAGGAACAGAUGAAAGUGUCCAGGUUGAUUACUUAGGAUCGCAAAGGUACCAUAUGACAGUUGGUGGAAAAAGUUUCUCUGUGAGCGGAUUUCUUGUGUGUGACAACGAUGUCCGUCGCUUAACAACUUCCAUUGAUGGAGCUGUAUCUUGUUCUCACAUUGUUAUAGAUAACAGGGAUAUCUAUAUCUUCACACAGAAUGGUGGAUGGAAGAUUUCUGUGGCAGCUCCCAAGUUUGAAACAGAGAUUGGGAAAGCUACUGGUGUGGCAGGUGGAGCAGUUGCCCCAAUGCCAGGGGUGAUUGAGAAGGUGUUUGUCACCCCAGGACAGACUGUAGAGGCUGGUGACCCUCUGGUGGUGAUGAUAGCUAUGAAAAUGGAGUAUGUAAUCAAGGCAGCGAGUGGUGGAGUGGUGGAGAAGGUCCUCUACAGUGAGGGAGACAACGUAGCAAAGAACACUCCUCUCGUCAGGAUGAAGGACACAGAGGAAGACUGAGUCUUUAAUGUAGACUUACACUCAGUUUCCUUACGAAGCUCCUCAAUAUAGUUGGAUUUUUUGUAAAUGUGAUUGAAAAGUGCAUCCAAAUUUUAAUAGUACCAACUUUGUAAGAGAGCUUACUGUAUAUAUCAGCUGAACAAGACAAUGUAAAAUUAUGAAGCACAAAAGUGUGAAAAACUAGUAAAAAUGUAAUGGAUUAAGGUACAUUGCCUUCUUUAAAAAAAACAGAUAAAUUUUAAAAAAGCUAAAGUAUUGUUAAAAUGCCUUGACUAAAUGUAAAAAGUAUAUAGUCCAAAAAUUACUUUUCUGUUGAUGAUUAGUAUUUGUAGUUAACCUUGAUCAUUUUAAAUACCAGGAAUACAUAAUAGCAUACAGUACAAAAUUUACUUCAUUUUUUGCCCAAAGAGAAAAGUAAAAAGUACUGUAUUUAUCUUCCUUCUGCUUUAUCCAAAUUUUCUUGUUAAUUUAUCUUUUGCUUAAUCUCAGAUCUUGGUAUGUAUUAAAAAAAGUAGUUUUUAUUUGUAUAAUUGUCUUUAUUAAAGAGAGGCUUAAUUGGUACAAUACUUGAAAGUUACAUACUGUAAAUAAAUAAAAAUCCACAGUGAAAAUAGGUAAAAUAUCUGAGCGUGAAAAUUCACAUGCUUCCACACGCAUCUUCAGAAGAAUUCCUCCGAAGAUAUGUGUGUAAGCCCAUGACAGCGCUCAGGUGUUUUUCUUAUUUUCACUGGUAUUUUUAUGUUUGCAAUCACAUGUUAAUUGUAAUUUCCUCCAUACUGUAAAUAUAUCUACAGGAUUUUUAACAUUAGUGA